GGCACUCGCUUUCUGCGUAAAUACGUGUCGGUAGCGCGCAGAAUCCAGAUCAUAAAAGAAGAGGACCGAAAGAAAGAAAGAAAGAAAGCGAAAGAGAGAUCUAGAAGAAGAAGAUGGCAUUGCAAUGGCUGAUCCUGACGUAUGUGGUUGCAGCGGAGGUCGCGAUCGCCGUCAUAUUGACUCUCCCUUACCCUAUGCUUCUGAAGAAACGCGUCGUGUCACUCGUCUCCCUCAUACUCCAGCCUGCCGCCUCCAUCGUCGCCUUCGCCGGGUUUCAACUCCUCGAUAUUUAUUGGAAGAAUGAGCAUAGACUAGAGUGCUCAUCUGAGGUUUGCACUGCUACAGAGCGUGAUCGCUACGAGAAAUCCAUCUACAAGGCUCAGAGGAAUGUGGUUCUGUGUGCGGCGGGGAUCCUUCUCUACUGGUGUAUUCAUCGCAUCUGCAAGUACAACAAAGACCUUGAGCAUUUGGAGGAACUAGAGAAGAGAUGCAAGGCAGAGUAGUAGUCUCCCUCUUCUGUUAUUAUAUCACCUCGGCUUGUUAGUAGACCACGAUUUCCCUCGAUGAAUCUUUGCACAGACCUUAUUUGUGUUUGAUCUUGCAACUUUGAUUUACUUUUCGAGAAACAGCAUGUUUUAUUUCUA
Messenger RNA from Raphanus sativus (radish), 644 nucleotides. RefSeq lists its product as uncharacterized. Gene Ontology annotation, biological process: intracellular protein transport; endoplasmic reticulum to Golgi vesicle-mediated transport. The coding region runs from base 114 to 503 and encodes 129 amino acids. The record is from RefSeq and is a predicted model, not a curated record. The transcript is spliced from 4 exons. Gene Ontology annotation, cellular component: endoplasmic reticulum; endoplasmic reticulum membrane. NCBI's taxonomy places the organism in Eukaryota, Viridiplantae, Streptophyta, Magnoliopsida, Brassicales, Brassicaceae.